UGCAGAAUUACUACUCGAAGUUUGAUAAUUGAGAGGACUUUAUCAUCAUGUUCGGAAAGCAGACGACGGCUGGGGGAUCGACUGGAACCCCCAGUCUCUUUGGCACCACAGCCCCUACAGCAGGAGGGUUUUCCUUUGGUGGGGCACCAGCAGCAGCAGGGACGGCAGCACCCAGUGGAGGGUUUUCGUUUGGCCAGACACCAGCCAGCAAGCCUGCUGCAGCACCAGGGGGCUUCGGCUUUGGCUCCACCCCCUCCCAGCCAGCCCAGCCACAGGCGACAUCCUCCUUCUCCUUCGGAAACAAUGCAACAGCAGCCCAUGCCACCAAGCCGGCCACAUCAGGAUUUCAAUUCGGUGGGACUACUCCGGCAUCCGCACCGCCUCAGCAACCAGCAACUGGAUUUUCAUUAGCCCCCGCCACCAAGCCGGCCACAUCGGGAUUUCAAUUUGGUGGGACUACUCCGGCACCCGCACCGUCUCAGCAACCAGCAACUGGAUUUUCAUUAGGGGGCGGGGCCGCUGGAGGAUUCAAAUUUGCGGAAACCCCCAAACAGCCAACAGCUCCCACAGCACCUACAGCCACAGCUGGGGGAGGUUUCUCCUUCGGUGCCACCCCCUCUGGAACCAGUGCAGCUGCUCCUGUUGCAUCAGCUGCCCCUAAUGUUGCAAAGCCUGGGUUCUCACUGGGAGGGCUCUUGGCUCCUGGAACAGCCUCUACAGCUGCCACACCUCAACCCAGUCAGACGGCCACUUCCACUCCUGCAUCGGGGGGUUUAGCUGGUGGUCUUGGCGGAGGGAUCAAACUGGGAGGAUUAUUUGGAGCCCCAGCAUCAACAGCACAAAGCGCAGCAUCCGCUGGUCUGAAAUUAGGCACGUUGACAACCUCAGCUCCAGCAGGUGGUUUGACAUUAGGUACAAGCGCAACCUCCACCCCAGGAUUAGGAGGUGGUCUAAAGCUAGGAGGUCUUGGAACUAAGCCAUUGGGAACAGGUCUAACUCUUGGCACACCUGCAUCAAGUGCAACAGCCAGUUCCUCAUCUAGUCUUGGUCUGUUGGGUGCCAAACCCACGACUACAACAGGAAUUGGACUCGGUGCGCUUGGAGCCAAACCUACUGCUACCACUGCGGCUGCUGGUCCAGCUGAGACGAUGUCUUACCGGGAACUUGAAGAAUGCAUCAAUAAAUGGACAGUGGAAUUGGAGGAGCAGGAGAAGAGCUUCCUUCACCAAGCUGCUCAGGUCAACGCUUGGGAUAGAACGCUGGUCAUUAAUGGAGAAAAGAUCACAUCACUCCAUAAUGAUCUUGAAAAGGUGAAAUCAGAUCAGCAAAGACUAGAGCACGAAUGCGAUUACAUCGUAGCUCAGCAGAGAGAACUUGAAGACAUUCUUGUCCCUCUUGAAGAGGCUUGUAAGACACAGGAGGGCUCCCUCUACAGGCAACAUACAGAUAUAGAAAGGGAAAGAACGUAUCAGAUGUCAGAGAGCAUAGAUUCCCAGCUGAAGAGGAUGGUCCAAGAUUUAAAAGAAAUAAUUGAUCACAUGAACACAUCCAACACAUCUAUGGACCAGACAGAUCCUGUAAACCAAGUUGCCAAGAUCCUGAAUGCUCAUAUGAACUCGCUGCAAUGGAUUGACCAAAAUACAGGUCUUGUUCAGCGAAAGGUCGACGAGGUUACCAGACAGUAUGAGAUCAUCAAGAGAGACCAAGAGAGGAAUGUUCAUUUAGCGUUUGAAUGAUGCCUUAAUAUCCCUCCGACCAUUCCUCCUCUAGCUAUUGUAAGACAUGCUCCGGCUACUUGAACUCUAUGGCCCGUAUUCUGAAGUCAGGUUUAACUGAAACUCAGGUUUAAAGUUGUGGUUUAAGUAUGGGAAGCUAAAAGUAUCAAAUUUUUUUAUUCAGUUGUAUGUUUAUUAUGUUUACUAUGCUCUUUCCUGAUUCAUCGAUGGUGUAGACAAUGAUUUAUUCAUACUUCCUAGACAAUUAUGAAUGAUUUGAGGGCCAAAUGAGCUGAAUUAUGAUAUUUCAACUGUUAGUGAUUUAUGUAACAAUUGGCUGUCCAUACUUAAACCACAACUUUAAACCUGAGUUUAAGUUAAACCGACUUAAGAAUACGGGCCUAUGGCCCCUGAUACA
Messenger RNA from Lytechinus pictus (painted urchin), 2133 nucleotides. Its product is annotated as nuclear pore glycoprotein p62-like. The coding region runs from base 48 to 1736 and encodes 562 amino acids. The transcript is spliced from 15 exons. Gene Ontology annotation, biological process: RNA export from nucleus; protein import into nucleus. The record is from RefSeq and is a predicted model, not a curated record. Lineage: Eukaryota; Metazoa; Echinodermata; Echinoidea; Temnopleuroida; Toxopneustidae. Gene Ontology annotation, cellular component: nuclear pore; nuclear pore central transport channel. Gene Ontology annotation, molecular function: phospholipid binding; structural constituent of nuclear pore.